Molecule: messenger RNA, 1700 nt
Organism: Jaculus jaculus (lesser Egyptian jerboa)
Lineage: Eukaryota; Metazoa; Chordata; Mammalia; Rodentia; Dipodidae
Gene: Fez1
Product: fasciculation and elongation protein zeta 1
Exons: 10
Coding region: 181-1359 (392 amino acids)
Cellular component (GO): cytoplasm; axon
Source: RefSeq, a predicted model, not a curated record
CGGGGAGCUCGCUGGCUGGCUGGCCGCUCCCGGGCUCCGCUCCCUGCUGCGCUGCGGACGGCCGCCCGCCGGCCCGUGAAUGGGGGUGUCCGGCUGAGCCCCGGGAUCCUCCUACCUGCACCAGGACCUGCACAGGAAAACGAAUCCUGAAAGUCUCUGUCAUUUCAUUGUGGUGCAACGAUGGAGGCUCCACUGGUUAGUCUGGAUGAAGAGUUUGAGGACCUGCGGCCCUGCUGCUCUGAGGACCCACAGGAGAAGCCCCGGUGUCUGUAUGGCUCAUCUCCCCACCACCUGGAGGACCCCUCCCUUUCUGAGCUUGAGAAUUUUUCGUCUGAAAUCAUCAGCUUUAAGUCCAUGGAAGACCUCGUGAAUGAAUUUGAUGAGAAGCUCAAUGUCUGCUUUCGGAACUACAAUGCCAAGACUGAGAACCUGGCUCCUGUGAAGAACCAGUUACAGAUCCAAGAGGAGGAGGAAACACUUCAGGAUGAGGAGGUUUGGGAUGCACUGACAGACAAUUACAUCCCUUCACUCUCAGAAGACUGGAGGGACCCAAACAUCGAGGCUCUGAAUGGCAACAGCUCUGACACUGAGAUCCAUGAGAAGGAAGAGGAAGAGUUCAAUGAGAAGAGUGAAAAUGAUUCUGGCAUCAAUGAGGAGCCACUACUCACAGCAGAUCAGGUGAUUGAGGAGAUCGAAGAAAUGAUGCAGAACUCCCCUGACCCUGAGGAAGAAGAGGAGGGUCUGGAAGAGGAGGAUCCAGGAGAAACCUCAUCCCAAGCAGACUCAGUCCUGCUGCAGGAGAUGCAAGCCUUGACCCAGACCUUCAACAACAACUGGUCCUAUGAAGGGCUGAGGCACAUGACUGGGUCUGAGCUAGCAGAGCUGCUGGACCAGGUGGAGGGUGCCAUCCGUGACUUCUCAGAAGAGCUGGUGCACCAGCUGGCCCGCAGGGAUGAGCUGGAGUUUGAGAAGGAAGUGAAGAACUCCUUCAUCACGGUGCUCAUUGAGGUGCAGAACAAACAGAAGGAGCAGCGGGAACUGAUGAAAAAGAGACGGAAAGAAAAAGGGCUGAGCCUGCAGAGCAGCCGAAUAGAGAAGGGGAGCCAGAUGCCCCUCAAGCGCUUCAGUAUGGAAGGCAUCUCCAACAUCCUUCAGAGUGGCAUCCGCCAGACCUUUGGCUCUUCAGGAACUGACAAGCAGUAUCUGAACACAGUCAUCCCGUAUGAGAAGAAAUCCUGUCCUCCCUCGGUGGAAGACCUGCAGAUGCUGACAAACCUUCUCUUCGCCAUGAAGGAAGACAAUGAGAAGGUGCCUACUUUGCUAACGGACUACAUUUUAAAAGUGCUCUGUCCAACCUAACCUUGCCUUUGGAGCAACCUGGCUGCAGGAGGUCACUGAGCAAGAGUCAUUCCAUCACAGGGACUGCAUGACACUACGUAACCUCCGGCGUGUAUUCAAACGUGUAUAGCUUAACAUGGAUUAAACAUGAGCAAUUGCGCGGGGUCCUUUGUUGUUGGCUUCUAGUGCUAGUAAUCAUUGGAUGCAUGAUGGAACGGGGCACAAGGCCUGGGACGUUGCCUCCUCUCCACCUGUGUUGAGGAAAGCAGAUGUCCUCACCAUUCAUUAUGUAGUCUAGCUCCGGCCCUUAAAAACAGCUUAUACUUCAAGACUAAUUUUGAAAUAAACCUUCAUUUAAUUAA